AUGUUCUUUGCUUUGUUUUCAGUAACGACAACUACAAGUACAAGCACAACGACAACUACAGCUACAAGUACAAGUACAACGACAAGUACAAGUGCAACUACAGCAACAACUGCAACUACAACUACAGCGACAACUGCAACUACAACUACAGCGACAACUGCAACUACAACUACAGCGACAACUUCAACUUCAACUUCAACUACAACACCAGAUCCAGGAUUGACCGUUCCGUUUUUGUUUUAUAAAGCAUGUGCUGCAAUAAGUUUUGCCAAUGGUGAUUUUGAAACUGGUACAUCCGCGGGCUGGACAGUCGGUGGUGGUUCACGUAAUGGGGACAUCACAGACAACAUUUUUCCCGACGAUUACUUGCCCGGUGGUUCACAUUAUAGUUUAACUAUUGCCAAUACACAUUCAAGUAUUGUUACUCAUGGCUACGAUCCAGUUCUUGGCACUUUAAUGCCAAACAUCGUGUUUCGAGGGAGCUAUUCGUGGCGUGUUGAGGAUACGGUGAAUGGUGGAUAUGGAUCUGUUCUUUCUCAAGCAGUCCAUAAUUAUUCGUGUACGGAUAUAUAUUUUGCGUGGUUAGCGGCUUUGGAAAAUGGUGGCCACACUGCAGAGCAAUCGUCCGUUAUGAUCAUCGAAGUGAAAGAUUUGACCGUUGGUGACGUAAUACUCAGACGCGUAUACAAUGCCGGAGGUUCAGGCGGAGUCGAUAGUCGUUUCAAUCAAUCUGGUUCAUACUUCUAUACGCCUUCUUGGGAAAUCGAGCAUUUGGUUAUCAACAGCACUCGCAUAGGUAACAGCUUCACUUUAAGUGCACUCGCAAUAGACUGCUCACAACUUGGUCAUUCAGGUCGUAUCUAUCUCGACAGUUUUGGUGGUGUUCCAUUAUAA
Adineta steineri is the source of this 894-nucleotide messenger RNA. Lineage: Eukaryota; Metazoa; Rotifera; Eurotatoria; Adinetida; Adinetidae. The record is from the annotation of a GenBank genome assembly.